CUCAAAGUGGGUUAGGGCCGGUCCACGGGACUCCGCCGGUGGAGUGUUAAUGGUCAAUGAUGAUUGCAUCCUGCAUGAUCUUCACUUCCCCGCUGCUGACUUUCCGAUCAUUCAAUGACAUCGUCUUCCGUUAUCUCCCGAUAUGCCCAUCCUUGCCCAUUUUCGUCCAGUCUGACGAUUUUUCUUCCUUCUUCCUCAUUCCCAUCUGCUUGGGCGACUUGCUACCUGACGUCUUAUACACCUUUAUAUUACUAACAGAAUCAUUUGUACUUGUUCUGCAAAAUCCAAAGCUAUUUAACCUCUUAUUUGGACCUGAUUAGCCCCACUGUUACCCUCUGAACGCACGGUUUUUUGUACUAUUUUCGUUGGUCUCCUCGAUGUUCCAUCAUUUCACUGAUCACCACGCAAGAGAGUGAUCCUUUUAAUCAUCUCUUUACCUAUAUUCGAUUCAAGAGGACUUCGUGCGCUCUGUGAGGGCAUGGCUCAUGCAGAGAGGAACAGCGCAUUGGCAGGGUUGAAGAUCGACACAUCCUUUCCUCUUACACACAGACCUAGAUGGCGAAGUGAGGGUGGAGGCAGAAGAGUGACGGAUCAUGGAAAUGGUAUCGAGGGCGACCGUACAAACAUCUUUCACGAUUCUGGCGCACGCCGUUACGGUACUGAUGAAGACAACAGUGUUUUGAGCAGUCUGCAUUCAGCGACUCCCCCCAUCUCGGUACCACGUCAUGAUGAUCUUCCCAAGGAAGACGUUAGCUUCCCACAAAGACCUGAGGAUGUACAGUCAUCCCCCCUUGACAGCUUUCUUCACAACCGCCGCCCUUCCGUCAGCUUCGACCCCAACAUCACGCUCGACUCCGGACAGCCCCAAGCUCUGGGAGAGCCGUUGGCAAAAGGAAUUACGAGGAGCCGACCCCAGAGGUUUCAACCAAAAGGCUCGAGCUUAAGGAAUACGCUACCCCAGGAUGACGAUGACGACCAUUAUCCAAGACACAGAUAUCGGAAUCAGCGGGGCUUCCAUUCUCAUGGAGGUUUCAUGAGUAGUCCUGAUGAAGACAUGCCCGUGACUUCGGCGAUCGACCGUCCUACCUCGUUGACAUCGAGAUCCACAGCAUCCCCCGUUACAGAAGAGCUGCGGACUCCUCCUGAAAGCUCGAAGAGUGCGCUGCCAUCCCCCAUCUGCAUGGCCUCUCCCGUGCAAGGUUUCGCCUCGCUUGAUGACCGCGGCUCUUGGUCUGGUAGUGUCGUAACCCCUUUUGGAAGCAAACCAAGAGGCCUUCGAGGCUCUAACCGCCAAAGCUCCCGUCGGUCAACGGCCUCGAGCGGCAAAUCUCCCGCCAGCAUGUUCCUCUCCAUGUGGAGCAGUGGUGAAGAACCUGCAUCACAGCCUGAUGACGAAGGUCAAAUGGUAGGGACUGAAUAUGUUCUUGGAAAGCAGAUCGGGUUUGGAGGUUUCAGUACGGUAAAAGAGGCAUAUAAAGCCGACGAAAGUGGUGGAACUAAACGACUAGCUGUUAAGAUCGUACGGAAGCAUGUCUCCGGGAAGAGUGAAAGGGAGAACGAUGAGGUUCAAGCAGAAUUUGAUCAUGAAGUUCGAGUGUGGCGAUAUCUCAGCCAUCCAAAUGUUUUAACGCUUGAUGCUGUCUACGAAACGGACUACGCCACAUUCUGCUUUACCAAACUAGCCAUCGGCGGUACGCUUUUUGACUUAGUCCGGCAAAAUCGGCGUGGUCUCGAUCUGAAGCUUGCAAAGAAAUAUACUUAUCAGUUAGCGUGUGCACUGCGAUAUCUACAUGAAGAUGCUCGGGUAGUGCACCGGGAUAUCAAGUUGGAGAACUGCCUUUUGGACCCGGUUGAACUGCCAGAUGGGACGAAAGCUUCGAAUCUCGUCUUGUGUGAUUUCGGAAUGGCGGAAUGGAUGAACAUGGAUAACGGAGAUGACUCACCAGACCCAUAUGACGACGCUGCAGACCGGCCGCCACCUAAAACAAUUGGCCCUGCUGGGUCAAGUACUAGUGUUGCAGGAAGCCUGGAGUACGCAUCUCCAGAGCUGCUUCUUUCCACCAGUGGGGUCAUCGACCCUUCGGUCGAUAUAUGGGCAUUUGGCGUGAUCGCUUAUACUGUAUUAGUCGGGUCUCGGCCCUUCCAAGAUCCUUUCGCGCCUCGCAUCCAAUCACAUAUCCUAAGCGGAACUUGGGAUAGGACUGCAGUCCUAGGUGAUGAAACCAAUUUGGCGGCUUUUAGGGACCGGAAGUACGCCCUUGAGUUGAUUGAGGGCUGUCUGGCUAUGGAUGUUGAAGAACGCUGGACAAUUCGCGAUGUUCUCUCAUCCCGUUGGUUGCGAGAGCUCUCCGAAAGUGGCGAAGAUGGUGAAGUGGACACCAUCUGGAAGCUGUGAAGUCUUCUCUUUCUUUCGUAUUGUUUUUCUAUUCCCCUUCAAGUUGUGACUUGAAACGUGGGGUAUGACGCAUUGGAUUUUCUAUUUACGAUAUAUUGAUGAUCAUAACUGGCGCUCUUAUGAUAUGGACAAGCGCUGGUGUUCGGGAUUAUUGAUCAUCUAUGAUACCCUCUCUUUGUGUUACUUUUUGGUUUUCUUAUCUGUUAACAUUUCGGUAUAUGGAAGCUCCCCUAUUUUCGUUUCUUAUAUUAUGUUCGCUCUAGGGGGGGCUCACGGUCUUGAUUGUUCUCGGCGGGUACUAAUUUUCAAGCAAUGAUCAAUCAUGGGAUUUUAAGGGAUUAUUAUGUGUUUCGGUUUAACAAGCAUGGCGUUCGGUUCGGUUCGGUUUUAUACGCCCGUCAUAUUCUCCUUCUUUGUAUCUAUAUAUCAAAUAGCUGUGCUGUGGGUCUCUGAUUGCUACAAUGGCUUUGGCCUUCUAAAAUGGUCCUUUGAUCAAUUCAAAAUAUCAACAUUCCUAUCUCAUGUUUCCUAGCUAAAAAGCCAACUGUAGCUGAUAUUCGUCGAUGCUGUAAGAAGUCGACUCGUUCUUAGGGAUGGAAUUAACCACACGUCCAACAGAAAUACCAGUCACA
Molecule: messenger RNA, 3027 nt
Organism: Aspergillus alliaceus
Lineage: Eukaryota; Fungi; Ascomycota; Eurotiomycetes; Eurotiales; Aspergillaceae
Product: serine/threonine-protein kinase
Exons: 1
Coding region: 479-2395 (638 amino acids)
Biological process (GO): microtubule cytoskeleton organization; intracellular signal transduction; protein phosphorylation
Cellular component (GO): cytoplasm
Molecular function (GO): ATP binding; protein serine/threonine kinase activity; tau-protein kinase activity
Source: RefSeq, a predicted model, not a curated record